AUGGCGGAUUCAUCCGAAUUUUCAAGCCUAAAGUCUCGACAGAAACGUGUACUACCCUCCCGUUCACGUCGCGGUGGUCCUGGAAUAGGAAGCUGUGAUGUUGACCUCAUGAUAUUGGACGCGCAGAGACGAAGAUUUGAAAAUGAACCGCUCAUUCCGGCAAAUACGCAGUUCUUAUUGACUACAAAUUCUGCCCUAGUAACCCAACCCUCAUCCUCGACUGACUUCGGACUCAAUAGUCAUGCAAAUCAACGCUAUUUCGACAGACCAGAUGUUAUGCAAGCUUAUCGAGAACAGCAAAUCAUACAAACUCCAGAAUUCACUACGUUGUCAGAGGAUGCUAGCGUUGGGGGUAGAUUCAGGCCGAGAAUUUCUGCGGAGCUCCCUGAGUCGGCAGACACCUCUGAUGCCGUGUAUGAAAAGCGCCAUCGGAAGUACGAGACGUUUGAAAAGCGUCAGCGUCUCCGUGAAAAGGAGAAGCUGAAGCAUGAGCAGUACAAGCUCAAGGAGAGGAUAGAACAGCUGAAGGCAAUGGAUGGAAACGCGUUCCUCGGUUUGCCUGCAUCAUCUUUCCCCCUACCGCCUGAGGUAGUUCAGGUCGAAGAUAGCCAAGACGUGAGCCUUCCGGGAAUUUACGUCGACGGCGCAGCCAUUUGCAGCGAGGGGGAGAGGCGACGGCAGGAGAUGCUUGAGGUAGCCUCUAUCUUGGAGGAUCGGUACCGCACCCUGUUACCGUCGGACAAGAAGAGCUAUUUCGAUCAGAAGAAAGCGAGCAGGCAGAGCAGUGUCAAUAUCCCUCCUCCUCCUCCUCCCCCCGACAUCCAACCGCAAGACGAGUCAAUCGUUAAUGGUCGAGCUCCCGCGGCCACUUUACCUCCAAAAGCCAGCACAUCACUCGUGUUGAAAAUCAAGGUACCAAAACAGUCAAGCUUUUCCCCAUCAGUAUCCAACACCCCAGCACCCAAGCCCACAAUUCAUCUGUUAUCUUCAUCACCGCCAAAAUCCAAAUCAGUAUCCAGAGCGUCCCCAGCGAAACCAAUAUCCAGAGCCUCUUCUGAUACAGAGUCUGUUGAAUCCGAACGACCGCGCAAACGCGCAAGACCGUCACACCUUGAUGAAGCAUAUUCUCCAAACUCUACUCCAGAACAUCAUGCACCACGACCUUCGCACCCAGCGCCAGCGCUAAAACCAGAACCAUGCGUUCUCAUGCAGGCUGCUAUCCGCGCUUCCUCUGCGCCAUCGGCUCGUAAAACGCACAGACAUGUAACUGCGUUUGGCGCAAAAGUACCACAGGAUAUUGAAGAACUGAGGGACUUCGAGCUUCCUGAAUGGAUAGUCCCUUUCCAACCCGAGUAUACAGAUUCUGCGGGUCACACACCAGAACCUGCUAUCAUUGCAGAGGAGCAGCCUGAGACGAAUGGUGCUAUGCUUGCCGUUGUUUGA
Molecule: messenger RNA, 1443 nt
Organism: Suillus clintonianus
Lineage: Eukaryota; Fungi; Basidiomycota; Agaricomycetes; Boletales; Suillaceae
Exons: 3
Coding region: 1-1443 (480 amino acids)
Source: RefSeq, a predicted model, not a curated record